AACCUGGGAGCCACGCUGAGCCAACGUCUCUGCUGAGCUGGAUUAGCUCGGUCGUACAGCACUUUUCAACCAUAAAGUCCAUUAAGGAAUAGACAGUUACAUGUCUCGCCUCUUUAUUUGCCUUUCAAAUUAGAUGACUUAAUACAUACUAAUUUUAUAUUAAUAUAGGAAAUAGAAGAAUUCAGAGAAUGAGGAUUGCAGAAAUAGUAGAUAAAGCGGACAGGCAGAGGGACCCAGCAGAGACCAGCAAAGGCUGUAAGUCAUCACAUUCCAUGGAAACAUCCAGAUGAAAAAGCCCUUUGACAAUAUUCCUAAACAACCACUGGGACUACUGAACUCAGAAACACAGCAAGAAAUUAUAUUUGAAACAUGUCUCAGAGUGACUUCCUCUACCCAGAGAAUCCACGGAGAAGGCAGGAAGUAAACCGUCUUCACCAGCAGCUUCUUGAUUGUUUAUCUGAUAGCUUCCAUGCUACUAAUAAGCUGAUUGAGGUCUUAAACAUGCACUUGGGGUGCAACUUGGCUUCCAUCGAGAUGAAAAGAGAUGGGACCAUCAAAGAAAACUGUGAUAUCAUCAUCCAAGCCAUGAUGAAAAUCCAAACUUACCUGCAAAAGGUUGAUGAAGCACUAAAAGAUAAGCUAGAGCCAACCCUCUACAGAAAACUUCAGGAUAUUAAAGAAAGGGAAACAGACAAAAUUGCAAUAGUACAAAAGGUCAUUUCAGUCAUCCUGGGAGAAGCUACUUCCGCAGCCAGUGCAGUAGCUGUUAAACUUGUGGGCUCAAACGUCACAACUGGUAUCAUUAACAAGCUGGUCACUGUGUUAGCUCAAAUUGGUGCUUCUCUCCUUGGUAGUAUAGGGGUUGCCGUUCUUGGCCUUGGCAUAGAUAUGAUCUUCCGUGCCAUCCUGGGAGCAGUGGAGAAAACGCAGCUUGAAGCAGCCAUUAAAAGUUAUGAGAAGCAUCUUGUGGAAUUCAAGUCAGCUUCAGAAAAGUAUCAUCAUGCCAUUACUGAGGUCACCAACACAGUGAAACACCAAAUGAAAUGAACAGCCACGGUGCCACUGGAAUAUUUUUCUGUGUGUCAAUAAUAGUGUUUUGCUUCUUGGAUUAAGUUCAUUUUCCGUUAAGUUUCCAACAUGGACAGAAAUAUAGUUAAUAAGUUGGCAAGGUGGUUUAAGAGAUGCUAAAACUAGAAGACUCCAGAGUUUUCUAUCAGCUGGGUCUAGACCCUGUGAGGCAAAAGAUAUAUCCCCAGGAUACCUUCUUACUCUGCUCUACCAGAUCAACAUUACAUUAAAUGCAAUUGGAGAAGAGCAAGUCUAGGUGUUACUUCUUCCUUUUCUUUUCCCCAAAAUUGUUAAAAUUUACUCUGAGUAAAGAAUAACUUUCAUUCCUACCACUAGCUUCACACAUCAUUUAGUUCUAAGGGGAUGCACUUGGUAACUUCUGCCUAGACACAAACUGUGGGCCUUUGAAUUAAAUGGAAAUUCUAAUUUUGACCUUGAGCUUAAGCUCAAUUUUCAAUAAACUAGAAGAGACUGAA
Messenger RNA from Mustela lutreola (European mink), 1544 nucleotides. It is a transcript of the gene SMCO3, whose product is annotated as single-pass membrane protein with coiled-coil domains 3. NCBI's taxonomy places the organism in Eukaryota, Metazoa, Chordata, Mammalia, Carnivora, Mustelidae. The transcript is spliced from 2 exons. Bases 370 to 1047 code for a protein of 225 amino acids. The record is from RefSeq and is a predicted model, not a curated record.